AUAAAUAUUGAAAUUAAAAGACACAGAAAAUAAGGUUAAAAAAAGGGAGGAGGAGGAGGAGAGAGAGAGAGAGAGAGAGAGAGAGAAGGACGCCGCUUUUUCUUUUAUUCACAAUAUAUAGAUAGAUGGCCAGCAGCACAUAUCGCGAGCACCAGCGGUGUAGUGCCGGUAUAUAUAUGUCCUUAUCCCCCACAUAGGCAAACUUGUUUAUUUUGGCUACAUGUGGUGAUCUGGGGGUAACGGCUACUUUUGAUGGUAGUGGAGUGAGGAGGAAGGGAGAGAGACUGAUAUUCCGGCACUGUUCAAGGGAAGCGACUGUCAUGGAUUACAAUAAUGAGAAUAACCAGCCAUGGGAUUGGCAACGGGAGGAUUACUGUCUCCAAAAGGACACUGAUUUUGAGAUACCCGAGUGCUUGUGGAAUGAAGAAGAUAUUUCUUACAUGUUUGAUGAAACAACCCCAGUUAAGGCUUGUGGGGAUCUGGCAUAUAAUGUUACUCAUGGUGGCAAUGUAGACAAGGAGCUAGAAGAUCGUAGGGAGACUGGUUCCCAAGUAAAAAGGCGUCGAAUGCUACAGUUUGACUCUCAAUCGGUAGAUUCCUCUCUUUGCCGCAAAGAUGUGAUAUCAUCAGAAUUCCUAAAAGCAAAUGAGCGCAAGGAAUCACUUGAAGAAAUUUUUCAUGAAGGAUCACAGUGGAUGCCUGGGUUUCCAGAAGAUACAUCUGCUUCCAGUUAUGAGGGUCUUGAUCAAUCAUCUGAAGGAUGGCUUGCUGAGUGCUUAAAUGAUGCCGAGAUGCAAUUCAGUCCAGAUGAUAUGAACUUCACUGGGGCAUCUGAUAUUCAAAUUGACGUUUCAGGGUUCUGGAAUGAUCCCCCUGAGUCUGAAGCCAGUGUGGUUCAGCAGCAUGUUUCCCGAACUCCUCGAAAUGUUGUCUUCAAAGGGAAGAAGUCUUUUAUUCGCACCCCAACCAAGUUAGCCUCUUCUGUUGUCUAUCCGUUCGCAUUUAUUAAACCCACUGGGGUCCAUGGAGAUGUCACUCUUAAGGACAUUAAUCAACGGAUCCGCACUCCUCCACCAUCAAAAUCAAAGCAAAAUGAGGAAGAUCCUUCUGCUUACCCAACUUCAGCCUUUUCUGGGAAGCCAGUGGUUGGCAAAACAAAGAUUCGCACUGAAGGUGGAAAGGGAAGCAUCACAAUUAUGAGGACAAAAGGUUGAGUGGGUAAUUGUUCUUUCUUUUUGUGGCCCUCUCAUAUUAGUCCAUUCUAAUGUGGGUUUGAGUAUAUCCUUUGUACUACUCAAGGGCCUGCUAGUAUAAAAGUUGAUACUGCUUUCUUUGUCCCUGUUCUUGGAACUCAUAUAUCACAGUUGAAGUGUUAAUGAUUCCAAGUGGUAUUGUAGUUGCCUAAUAGCUUUUGUUUUAUACAUGGUGACUCUGCUGCUAGACUAUAUGAAAAAAAUCAUGUCUGAGAUCCAACCUAUAUGCUCUUUCAACUUGAAAAAGAAUCUGCUGGAUCCUUUCUCUGUAUUCAUGUUAAUAUGUAGAGCUUGUCUCCAGGGAGUCUUUUUCAGAUGAUGUAUAAAGGACAAGAUUGUGUUAGACAUUUUAUGCAUAUGAAGGCAUAAUCUAUUUUUCCAA
Molecule: messenger RNA, 1635 nt
Organism: Carica papaya (papaya)
Lineage: Eukaryota; Viridiplantae; Streptophyta; Magnoliopsida; Brassicales; Caricaceae
Gene: XRI1
Product: x-ray induced transcript 1
Biological process (GO): male meiotic nuclear division; female meiotic nuclear division
Source: RefSeq, a predicted model, not a curated record